AUGGAAGGCGUGUCUCGGACUCCUCCGUUUGCAUCAAUUACGGACAAUGAUCAUGGUGCAUACCUUCUUCUCGUCAAUGUCUCCUUGUUGAUUGUGCUGGCCUUCUUCAUCGCGGCGAAAAUAAGCUCGUCGAUCUAUCUCAAGCGGCGGCGAACGGCCACCAGUUCUCCAAUUUACGUCGGAACGGUGGUAGCCAUCGUCCAGACAAUCAUACUCCACUAUGCGGUCAAAUACGGGUUGGGAAGGAAGCAGGGUUCCCUGACCGCGGACUCUUUCAAGAAGUACAGCAAGUACAACUACGCGGCUCAGCUGCUUCAGAUUAUCCCAGUCGCCUUAUCCAAACUGUCGACGACCCUCUUGGUGCAUAUAUUGACCCCGCGAAGCGGUUUGCAAAAGGCAUGUCUUGCCACGAUAGGAGCGAUUGGUGUCUGGACGGUCUUUGCGCUGUGUGCAAUCGCUUUUCAAUGUCCCCUGCCAGAUUCUUGGUUGUAUAGACCGGAUCGUUGCACGGCAAAGGGAGCCUUGAUGUACCUAAUCUCUGUCAUGAACAUCCUGACCGACGUGGCCGUCCUCACCCUUCCCUUCUUCAUGAUGCACAAGGUCCAGAUGACUCAAGGGAAGAGAGUAAAGAUCCUGUGUGCAUUUUGCGCAAGAGCACUGUUGGUCGCCCUGCAUUGUGAGAGGUGUUCAAUGCUAAUGGAGACACAGCGCCGUCUUACUCACAAUCGGGCAGCUCGCGACACUGCCACAAUUCUUAACUUCGUCUGA
This is a messenger RNA of Aspergillus udagawae, 768 nucleotides long. RefSeq lists its product as uncharacterized. The record is from RefSeq and is a predicted model, not a curated record. The transcript is spliced from 4 exons. NCBI's taxonomy places the organism in Eukaryota, Fungi, Ascomycota, Eurotiomycetes, Eurotiales, Aspergillaceae. Bases 1 to 768 code for a protein of 255 amino acids.